AUGGAACCAUCGACUUCGGAGUUUGCUAUUGAUUUUAUUGGAAUAAUCUCCAACGAAAACUACUCGGGACUUGAUGACUUUGGACGCACCGACUUUUUGAGGAUCUAUGACAAGGCGAAGAAAAAAUGUCCAUUCGAGGUGUCGAUCCCACUAAUAUUCUCGUGCGGAUCGUUGUCGGAGGACGGUUUGGUGUUGUUCACGUUCAACAUUGCUCCGUAUCAGGGGAAUCUGAAUUACCGGGAUCUGUUAGUUUUGGCACUUCCGGAUGAGAAAACAGCGGAGAAGCUAUCAGAAGAAUUGAAUUCGAAAUUUGCUCGCUUCGCCGAACAACAACUUCAGACUGCUUCGCGCCACACAAAAUCGUUGUCUUCAUUGGAAGCAUCCUCUCCACUUCCCAACCUCGACACGCCUCUAACCGAAUCAAGUCAUCAAUCAUCGGUUGUCAACAAAGCGAUCAAUGAGGUGCUCUCAUGUCUCCGUCCCGAAGAGGUUCCCCACUUCCGCGAAAUCAUCAAAAAGUACAAUUCGGGUGAGGCGAAUGUGAAGAUUUUCGCUCAAAAGCUCGUCGAGUUGCUGGGUCCCGGCAGGAAGAAGCGGCUUUCAUACCUGAAACAUGUGUUGAGAGCCGACGACAUUCCUCAAUUCGACUCGGCAAUUCUGUGA
This is a messenger RNA of Caenorhabditis remanei, 663 nucleotides long. RefSeq lists its product as uncharacterized. Bases 1 to 663 code for a protein of 220 amino acids. The transcript has 8 exons. NCBI's taxonomy places the organism in Eukaryota, Metazoa, Nematoda, Chromadorea, Rhabditida, Rhabditidae. The record is from RefSeq and is a predicted model, not a curated record.